AGUCGCUGCUCGCUGAUCAUUCACUUUGGUUCUUUCGACGCUGACGUUAGUCGGUCCCGUCUUGGAGCUACCAUAAUUGUCUUUUACGGGUACUGCGACGCGAUCCAGAAUUUUUGUAAUGAAAACAUAAUUGUUACAAAGGUGUCUCAUCGAUUCAUCGAUUAAAGGCAAAUAAAAAUGGCUGAUAAGCAAUCUACCAAAAGGCGCACUAACAAUGUGCGUAAAAAAGUGAAACCUUCGUCAAAUAAAAGUACAUCUAAAUUACCACGACUAAGAGUACUGUCUCUUUUCGACGGAAUUGGUACAGGUUAUUAUUCAUUGAAGAAGCUAGGAUUUGAUAUUGAAGCAUUUUAUGCAUGUGAAAUAGAUAAAGAUGCUUUAAUGUUAACUAAAUAUCAUUUUGCCGACAACAUAAUACAAUUGGGUUCAGUCACUGAAAUAACCAAUGAAGUGUUGGACAAAAUCGGACCAAUUAAUCUGUUGUUUGGUGGUUCACCGUGUGCUGACUUGUCAAGCGUCAAUUUUCGAAAAAAAGGCAUUUACGAUCCAGAUGGUACUGGUAUAUUAUUCUUUGAUUAUUAUCGUAUAUGGAACUACCUACAAGUAAAAUGCCGUAGAAAUAAUACACCAUUUUAUUGGUUGUUUGAAAAUGUGGCAAGCAUGGAACUUAAGAAUAAAGAAUACAUCUCAAAAUUUUUCGAGUGCCAACCAAAUAUUGUCGAUUCAUUACACUUCAGCCCACAAAGACGGAGAAGGUUCUUUUGGGCCAAUCUCCCGGACAUGGAGCAGCUGUUUCAUGCCCGGGAGAUUGGUCAAAUUGGCAUCGAUGAACCAAAACUGGAAGAUUAUUUGGAAAAGAAUCUAGAUAGACGGGCUAAUGUAGAAAAAGUUGGAACUAUUACUUCAAAAAGAAGUUGCUUACAAGAUGGUAAAUCUAGAAAUCCUGUUAGUCAAGACGGACAAUACACGGGGCUGUAUAUAACAGAGAUUGAAGCCAUCUUUGGUUUACCUCACCAUUUUACAGAUGUCGGUGAUCUAUCAAUUGCAAGUCGCCAAAAACUUAUAGGAAGAGCAUGGAGUGUUCAAGUGAUUAAAAAACUAUUAAGUUUACUUGAAAACACAUUCGCUAAGUUAUAAUUAAAUUUGCAACAUUAAACUAACCUUUAUACAAUAUCUGUUAUUUUUUUUAUUAUUAUAACUUAUGUAAUAGACUAAGAUACUAAUAUGAAUGAUAGUAUUGGUUUAAAUAAAAAUUUUAAGAGGUUGUAGAAAAAAUUUAAUUUCAUGGCACAAAAAUGUCUUAUUACCCAAAG
Molecule: messenger RNA, 1313 nt
Organism: Rhopalosiphum maidis (corn leaf aphid)
Lineage: Eukaryota; Metazoa; Arthropoda; Insecta; Hemiptera; Aphididae
Product: DNA (cytosine-5)-methyltransferase 3C-like
Exons: 7
Coding region: 178-1137 (319 amino acids)
Cellular component (GO): nucleus
Molecular function (GO): methyltransferase activity
Source: RefSeq, a predicted model, not a curated record